Cokeromyces recurvatus is the source of this 1881-nucleotide messenger RNA. RefSeq lists its product as uncharacterized. The transcript is spliced from 3 exons. Gene Ontology annotation, molecular function: LPPG:FO 2-phospho-L-lactate transferase activity. Lineage: Eukaryota; Fungi; Mucoromycota; Mucoromycetes; Mucorales; Mucoraceae. The record is from RefSeq and is a predicted model, not a curated record. Bases 44 to 1546 code for a protein of 500 amino acids.
UUUUUUUUUCUUAUUUCUUUCUUCCUUUUCUCUUAAAAUAAAAAUGCAAUAUUCAAAACAGACUUCAUUUGUUAUUUUUUCUGGAGGAACAGCCUGUAAUCAUAUUCUCGAUAGUUUUCAUAAAAUCAAUAAAAACAGUAAUGAUAUUAGCUAUAUACUUAGCGUAUCUGAUAAUGGCGGAUCCUCUAGCGAAAUUCUUCGUGUACUAGGCGGACCUAGUGUAGGUGAUUUACGCUCCCGAUUGGUUCGACUCAUGGAUACUGUAGAUAUGAAUGAUACAAUAGAAAUGAAAGCCAUCAAGCGUUUAUUAAGUUAUCGACUUCCUUCAAAUAUGGGUGAGCAAGAAGCACGAAAGGAAUGGAUUUCUAUAGUUGAAGGCCAUCACAAUCUUUGGAGUGCAAUUUCUACAGAAAAAAAGGAAGCUAUUCGAGGAUUCUUUGUUUUGUUUAAUUUAGAAGUUUCCAAGUUGGCUCAUAAACGUUUUAAUUUUUGUAAUGGAAGUAUUGGAAAUUUUUUCUUAACAGGUGCUCGAUUAUUUACAGGUUCAGUAGAAGCUGCCAUUUUCUUAUUUUCAUCUAUUGUUGGUAUUCCUUCAGAUCUAACUUCAGUUAUUCCGGUUAUCAGCGAUAACCAAACGUCGACUAUUGCUGCCUUAUUAUCGAACGGUGAAACCCUAGUAGGUCAAUGUGAAAUUUCGCAUCCUUCUACUACUGUUCAACACAAAAAACCUAUCCCAAUGAAUCAUCAUCAUCAUCAUCAUCCUACGAUGAAUGUAUUCUCUUCAUUUAUUAAUGUCAGUAGCAAUAUUACUGUUGUAGAGGAAAAUAUGAACUGCAACUUAUUUUUCUCUAAACAAAGAAAUGAAAAGCUUCAAUCACCCAUUGAACAUAUCUAUUAUAUAAACAAAUUUGGACAAGAAAUAUAUCCUAUGCCUAACUCUAAAGUGAUAAAUCGUCUCUUAACCAAGGAAGCUUUAAUUUAUUCAAUUGGGUCACUUUAUACUUCCUUGAUCCCUUCCCUUAUUCUCCGCGGGAUCGGAAAUGCGAUUGCUCAUUCGGAAACAUUGAAACACAAAAUCUUAUUAUUGAAUGGUACAAAUGACCGUGAAACAAGUAAUUUUACAGCCAUUGACUUUAUUAAAGCCAUCGUAUCAGCCCUUAACAAAAGCCAAGAAAUUGAUGCAAGCUUUGCAUGCUAUUAUUCGUGCGACGAAGAUGAGGAAGAUGAUGAUUAUGAUAUUCCAAGCAGCAAUGAUAGCGUUGGAAGUAAUUUUAACAGUACAUUACCAUCCUUAUCUUAUUCCUCAGAACGUCGCUAUGAGCGUUUCCAUGAUUUUGAAACUUAUACUAGCCCUAUAUCAUCUUUUAUUACACAUUUAGUAUACCUUGAUAACUGUGAUAUUUAUGUGGAUAUUACUGAAAUAGAACAGUUCGGAAUAAAAUGUAUUACCAUGAAAGGCAAAAAAUCCGACUCAGGUGAAUCUAUUUAUGAUCAAAAUGAGUUAACUAGAGUGAUUCAGUCUAUUGUACAUAAUGAAGGCAUAUAAAAAAAGAAAGAAAAAAACAAAACAAAAACCAAAACCAAAAUGCCCUCACGCAUAUCCUAUAUAAAUAUUGUUCAUACUAUACAUACACUAUAAGUCAUUUUCUAUUUUUCUUUUUUCUUAAAAAAAAUAUAUAUACAAAAUAUACACAUAUUUGUUUUUAUUAUUCAUAAUAAUUCCAUUUAAUAAUUUAAUACAAUGAAAAUAAAUAUAUUAUCAUUGUUAAUGAUGCAGCUUUGAAUAUGCUUUUAGAUAUAAAUACAUAAAUACAUAUAUAUAUAUAUAUUUUUUGCAAGUGAUUUAUAAUAUUGUUUUUUCUUUUAUUACAAUAAUAUUCU